This is a messenger RNA of Xenopus laevis (African clawed frog), 1437 nucleotides long. It is a transcript of the gene uba5.S, whose product is annotated as ubiquitin like modifier activating enzyme 5 S homeolog. The record is from RefSeq and is marked provisional. Gene Ontology annotation, cellular component: endoplasmic reticulum membrane; cytosol; cytoplasm. Lineage: Eukaryota; Metazoa; Chordata; Amphibia; Anura; Pipidae. Gene Ontology annotation, biological process: protein modification by small protein conjugation; protein ufmylation. Gene Ontology annotation, molecular function: ubiquitin-like modifier activating enzyme activity; UFM1 activating enzyme activity.
CUCAAGCCUAGGAAGUUCGGGCCGGUGCGGGCAGAAGGGGCUUAGUUACUGUCCUGCCCAAAGGCUAAUAAUAAAUGGAGGGGCUAAUAGAAGAGCUGCGGAGCCGUGUCCGUGAGCUGGAGGAGGAACUAGACAGGGUGCGGAACGGACAACAUGAGGGCCACAGGACUAAGAUCGAGAAGAUGAGUGCGGAGGUGGUGGACUCCAAUCCAUACAGUCGUUUGAUGGCUUUGAAAAGAAUGGGAAUAGUUGAAAAUUAUGAAAAAAUUCGCACAUUUACAGUGGCUGUUGUGGGUGUUGGUGGUGUUGGCAGUGUAACUGCUGAAAUGCUGACGAGAUGUGGCAUUGGUAAGCUGCUUCUGUUUGAUUAUGACAAAGUGGAGCUGGCAAACAUGAACAGACUUUUCUUCCAACCUCACCAAGCUGGUCUGAGCAAAGUAGAGGCUGCAGAGCACACACUCCGAAAUAUCAACCCAGAUGUCCAGUUUGAAGUGCACAACUACAAUAUAACUACUCUAGAUAACUUUCAACAUUUCAUGGAUAGAAUAAGCAAAGGUGGUCUCAAAGAAGGUUCGCCCGUUGACCUGGUGCUAAGCUGUGUGGACAAUUUUGAAGCCCGAAUGGCAAUUAACACUGCCUGUAAUGAACUUGGCCAAGUCUGGAUGGAGUCUGGAGUCAGUGAAAAUGCUGUAUCAGGGCACAUUCAGCUCAUUAAACCUGGGGAAACUGCCUGUUUUGCAUGUGCCCCUCCUCUAGUAGUUGCAGCAAACAUUGAUGAAAAAACUCUAAAACGGGAGGGAGUCUGUGCAGCCAGUUUACCUACUACCAUGGGAGUUGUAGCUGGGAUACUGGUACAGAAUGUUCUUAAAUAUCUCUUGAAUUUUGGCACUGUUAGUUUUUACCUGGGAUACAAUGCAAUGCAGGAUUUUUUUCCAACUAUGGCAAUGAAACCCAACCCGCAGUGUGACGACAAGUACUGUAGGAAACAGCAGGAAGAAUUCAAGUUAAAAGAAGCAGCAAAACCUAAGCAAGAAACUGUGGUGGUAGAAGAAGAAGAAGUUGUGCAUGAGGAUAAUGACUGGGGUAUCGAGCUUGUUUCAGAGGUCUCAGAAGAAGAAUUAAAGGCUGCAUCUGGGCCAGUUCCUGACCUUCCAGAGGGAAUAAAGGUUGCAUAUACAAUCCCAAUAACGAAACCUACAAGUGGCUUUACAGUUGAAGACUCCGAGCAAAGCCUUGAUGAACUAAUGGCCCAAAUGAAGAACCUGUAGACACAAAAAACACACACCAUUGCCAUGGCUUCACAGCAGAAAUGCUAGUGCUACAUGAAAAAUAACACACUGCUCUUAUUAAAACAUGAUAGUUAGUGUUGCAUCAUCAUCAUCAGGCUCUGUAUUUUUCAGUAAUAAUAUAUUAUUAAUAAACCAAGCAUCCACAAUA